AUGGAUAGCCGCAGCACUGCACGACCAAAUCCGGAGCACAGUACCACCGUCGACUCGGACGACGAGGCAGACGUCUACGAUUGGAAGGCGUCGCGUGUGCCCGACAGCCAGGACGAUGCGCGGCCUCGAAAGGAUUCCACUCGCAAGGGAGCCAAACAGGCCCAGAACGGCAACGAGGGUGAGGACGAGGGGCACUACGAACCAGUUGGACCGGGCGAAGCAGACUCCUCGGACGAACUGCCCGAGGAUGGACAUAUGCCUCAUCCAUUCUAUCACUAUGCCGCCGAGAAGCGAGACACUUUCGCCGACUCCAAACUCAUCUACCAACGCCACCGGAUGGACACCAAGUCCGAAAAGGAACUAGGAAGCCCCCUGUUGUUGGGCAAGUCCUACACUCUGCCCGCUGGUGCCAUGGAUGGAGAGGCCGCGGCCUUGCACCGUACGCCCAGCACGACGUCGAGACAGUCGCGUCUCAGCCAACGUGGCAAUGCUCCCAGUGGCAUCCAACUAACCCGUGCCAAGGAUUCGGUUCCUUCUUUGCAGACUCAAGUGGGCAAUCUACAGGACAUCCGCCCAGACCCAACACUAGUCGCCGAUGCUGCUGCACGAGACCAUAAGCGCCACCCAGGUCUCCCUCACGAGUUCAAGGAUCCCUUGCUGGCCCAUGAGGGCAUGCACGGUGCUGGUGCCGGGAUGGGGCUUGGAAGCGGCCCCGGCGGGCUCGCCCCCAGCGAGGAGAGCGUCAUCAGCGAAGUGCGGGCCAUCUGUGAAAAGAUCAAGACGGUGCUCGAUCUCCGGCAGAAGUACAUGAAGAUCUCGCUGCAAUGUCCCGGCGACAACCCGAAAGACGACGAGAACUGGGAGAUAUAUCCGCCUCCGCCGAACCCUGUAUGGAACGAGCAUAAAGCACGGGAACAGCCCCCAGACUAUAUUGCCCCGAACAGCACCUCGAGCAGUCUGUACAUGGCGGACUUGAAGGCGCGGAACACCAGCGGGGGAGAUAUAAACACCUGGGCCAGUAACGUCAGCCAGGCCGACUCGGAACGCGGGGCGCCACCGUCGCCGACAAGCGUCAAAAAGGCUCGGAAGCAGGGCCAUGAUGUCGGCGAAGACUUCGACCUCAACGAAUGUAUAAUCCCUGGACGGCAGGAAAAGAGCCUCCACUACGAGAUGGACGCUGGGAGUGUGUUCCAGGUGUAUGGCCCGGACGGGAAACCGCUCGUCGAAGUGCCCACGCUGAGGGAUUACUUCGUGGCAUUGGACACGAUCCUGGACAUCGCAUCUGACGGCCCGGCCAAGAGCUUCGCCUACCGCCGCCUGCAAUAUCUCGAGGGCCGGUACAGCUUGUACACGCUGCUGAACGAGUAUGAAGAAGUGGCAGACACGAAGAAAGUGCCGCACCGAGAUUUCUACAACGUCCGCAAGGUCGACACGCACGUGCACCACUCGGCGUGCAUGAACCAGAAGCACCUGCUCCGGUUCAUCAAGAGCAAGAUGAAGAAAUGCCCCAACGAGGUGGUGAUCGAGCGGGAUGGCAAACAGCUGACCCUGAAGGAAGUGUUCGACAGCAUCAACCUCACGGCGUACGAUCUGAGUAUCGACACGCUCGAUAUGCAUGCCCAUACCGACUCGUUCCAUCGUUUCGACAAGUUCAACCUGAAAUAUAACCCGAUCGGGCAGUCGCGGCUGCGCGACAUCUUUCUGAAGACCGACAACUUUAUCAAGGGCCGCUACCUGGCCGAGAUCACCAAGGAAGUCAUCACGGAUUUGGAAUCGAGCAAGUACCAGAUGGUCGAAUGGCGCAUCAGCAUCUACGGCCGCAGCAUCAAAGAAUGGGACACGCUCGCCAGCUGGGUGGUGGACAACAAGCUCUUCUCGCACAACGUCCGGUGGCUGAUCCAGAUCCCGCGGCUCUUCGCGCUCUACAAGUCGCUCAAAACGGUGGACAACUUCGAGCAGCUCCUCCGCAACAUCUUCGCGCCGCUGUUUGAGGUGACGCAAGACCCGUCGACGCAUCCGAAGCUGCACAUCUUCCUCCAGCGCGUGAUCGGCUUCGAUAGCGUCGACGACGAGAGCAAAGUGGAGAGACGGCUGUACCGCAAGUUCCCGACGGCGCGUGAGUGGGACACCAAACAGAACCCGCCGUACGGAUACUGGAUCUACUACCUCUUCGCGAACAUGACGUCGCUGAACGCGUGGCGCAAGCGCCGCGGCUUCAACACGUUCCUCCUGCGGCCGCACUGCGGCGAGGCCGGCGACACGGACCACCUGGCGGCGGCGCUGCUGUGCUCGCACAGCAUCAGCCACGGCAUCACGCUCCGCAAGGUGCCGCUGCUGCAGUACAUCUUCUACCUGGAGCAGAUCGGGGUGGCCAUGUCGCCGCUGAGCAACAACGCGCUGUUCCUCACGUACGACCGCAACCCGUUCAUCAGCUACUUCAAAAAGGGGCUCAACGUGUCCCUGUCGACCGACGACCCGCUGCAGUUUGCCUUCACCAAGGAGCCCCUGAUCGAGGAGUACUCGGUGGCGGCGCAGAUCUACAAGCUCAGCGCGGUCGACAUGUGCGAGCUGGCCAAGCACUCGGUCGACCAGUGCGGCUUCGAGCUGUCGCUCAAGCAGCGCUGGCUGGGCAAGUACUGCUACCUGCCGGGCGUGCUGGGCAACGACGUGGCCAAGUGCAACGUCCCGGACGUGCGCGAGGCCUUUCGCCACGAGACCCUCAAGGCCGAGCACGCCUUUAUCGCAAAGUACACAAACGACUACUGCCACUACCGCCGCUGCACGCCGGACCUGCCGCCGAACCUGAUGGCCGACCCCGCCACCACCAGUCCCGUAGUGGACGAGGCCUACAACGCCUACUACGCCUACCGCGGCCUCGAAAGCCCGCGCCAGUACUACGCCACCAUGGCCGUCGCCGACUCGAUCGCCCCGGCGCAACAGGCGCGUGAACGCGAGCGAGAGGCCGCGCUGCUCUCCAAAUCCGUGUCCAAUUCGAACUUUGAUAAUCAUUCGAACGCCGCUGCUACCGCCCAAGGUCAGGGGAGUCAAGGAACCACCGGCGGCGGCGGCGGCGGCAACGUCUCGCCCACGCGGCCGCGACGCACGUCGUCCAUCCACGCGCUGUACCAUGCCGCGGCGUCGACUUCCGCGGACGCGCACAUCUCAGGCCAGGAACCGCGGGCGUUUCCGGGGCUCGUGCACCAGCGCGAGAGGCGGAGGAGUCUGCGCGUCGGGUCCGGCAACUCGGACGGUACGCAGCACUCGAGCGAUAUGACGUCUAGUCUGCACUUGGAGCCCGGCUUGGCCAAGAUCACGCUCAAGGAGGACAAGGAGAUGAAUGAGAUCGAGGAUGACGCGGACUGA
This is a messenger RNA of Cladophialophora carrionii CBS 160.54, 3363 nucleotides long. RefSeq names its product AMP deaminase. The transcript is spliced from 2 exons. Gene Ontology annotation, biological process: IMP salvage; AMP metabolic process. The coding region runs from base 1 to 3363 and encodes 1120 amino acids. Gene Ontology annotation, molecular function: AMP deaminase activity. The record is from RefSeq and is a predicted model, not a curated record. NCBI's taxonomy places the organism in Eukaryota, Fungi, Ascomycota, Eurotiomycetes, Chaetothyriales, Herpotrichiellaceae. Gene Ontology annotation, cellular component: cytosol.